This is a messenger RNA of Drosophila bipectinata, 642 nucleotides long. Its product is annotated as FUN14 domain-containing protein 2. The record is from RefSeq and is a predicted model, not a curated record. Gene Ontology annotation, cellular component: mitochondrial outer membrane. Gene Ontology annotation, biological process: autophagy of mitochondrion. Lineage: Eukaryota; Metazoa; Arthropoda; Insecta; Diptera; Drosophilidae.
CCUUAUAUUAUUGUUGUGCGAAUUUGACGUAAGGAUUCAGCAUUUCUCAGUUUAACGUCAAGAUCUAAUUAUAAUAAUGACUAAUUACUCGGAAAUUUUAAAAAGCGUCUUUAACGACAUAAGCCGGCGUUCUGCUUAUUCGCAAAUGUUGAUUGGAGUUACAUCGGGAUGGGCAACUGGAUUCACAACUAUGAAGAUUGGCAAAUUUGCCGCUUUUGCUGUUGGCGGAAGCAUCAUUUUGCUAGAAGUCGCUCAUCAAGAAGGACUGAUUAAAAUCAAUUGGUCAAAGCUGGAUAAAAGCGUCGACAGGCUCGCCGACAAAGUAGAAUCCUCAUUGGGUCGCGAGAAAAAUUGGAAAGACAAGACGGAACGAUAUGUCGACAACCAAUUGGAUAAAGCGGAAAGCUUGUUGACCAGGAAAGGCAAGAAAGUAGCCAAGUGGUACACAAAAUUAAUUGGCGACGAAGAGGGACCGAAAGUAAACGAUCUGCACAUAUUUUUGGCUUCAUUUUUCGGUGGCGUUGCCCUAGGCAUUGCUACUGGUUAAGUUAAUUUAUAUAUGCACAAAAAAUAUUUAAAUACCAUAUGGUUAUUAUAAAGAAAUCUCAUGAAAUAAAAAAGUCAAAGGAUAAUGCAAUGGUU